This is a messenger RNA of Lottia gigantea (owl limpet), 1164 nucleotides long. RefSeq lists its product as hypothetical. Bases 1 to 1164 code for a protein of 387 amino acids. The record is from RefSeq and is a predicted model, not a curated record. Lineage: Eukaryota; Metazoa; Mollusca; Gastropoda; Lottiidae. The transcript has 2 exons.
AUGAUAUCAAGCCUAGUCAAGGACGCUGAGAAAUGGCUGAUCACCAAUGGACUUGGAAAGUCGGGAAAAUCCGGCAAGAGUCUUAAAAAGAAAAAGCCAAAGAAGACAAAGCCCAUGGAAAAACAAGCAGACAAGAAAUUGGCGCCAAUGAAAACAGCAGACGAUGUGAUCAAAAGGAUUCAAUGGGACUCGGAUUUGCCCCAAGGAGACUUUCUGAUCGGAUAUCAGGAUAGAUUCGAAGGAAUAAAAGAGAAAUAUUUCUCGGCGUUUUCCUGGGAAGAUAUCGCUUCCGUGGAUUAUGACGAACUUGCCAUUCCGAAACACCGGAUCGAGUAUUUCAAAUAUAAGGAAUUGAAAGUUUGGGACAAGUUAUCUCGCUUGGAUAAUAUUUUUGGUUCUGUUGGAAGCGGGAAGAAAAUCACGGAUGUCAUUGAGAAUUAUGAGACGGAGUUGGAACUACAGAAAGAAAAGGAGAAAGAAACCAAAAUGGAUACGUCCCCUACCGAUGAUGCCGAUGUCGGAAUAGUGGUAACAGUAGCUACUCCUCCUACGUCUGAAUACUGGAAAGACAAACUCCGGCCAAAUUAUUUCCUAGCUGUUCGUAUAACAAACCCUGAAAUUUUGAAAGUUACAAGCGGAAUUCAAGAUAGUAUACUUAACUCACAGUCAGUUUAUAAAAAAAGUUUCAGUGCUCCAGCUUCACUACAUAUUACACUUUGUACUUUAGGUCUGGACACCCAGGAACACGUAGACUCGGCUGUCAAGGCCUUACACAGUAUUCACGAGGAACUGAAAGUGUUGGUUCCAAGAAAAUCCCUGAUAGUGAACGGUGUAUCUAACUUCAAUAAGCGAGUAGUCUACGCCAAAGUUGAAUAUCCCCCGGAGUUUUUGGAAUUCGUCGAACACAUUGAAAUGUGUCUGAGACACGAAGGUAUUGAAUUUCGGGGACAACAUGGCGGUUAUGUUCCUCACAUGACUAUUAUGAAGACGAAUCGACCAAUAUCCAGGCGGUUAGGGACUGCACAUAUUGAUCCCAAGUUGUACCAAGACUACAGUGAGCAGUAUUUCGGGGAGGUACCAGUCGACGCGGUGUAUCUUUGUUCUAUGGCUGGUCAGCGUCAACCUGAUGGUUUUUAUGUAUCGCCAACCCAUAUUGUCUUCUAG